GUUGCGGGGCGUGGGUGGCCGGGGCCGCGGCCGGAGGCGGAGCAAGAUGGGGUCGUGGCCAGGGAGACGUGCGCCCGCGCCCAAACCAAUCAGCAAGAGCCAGUGGAGGCCCCGGCGCUGCAGGUACUACUGCCAGGCGGUGUUCGUGACCACCCUGAAGAAGAAGAGGAUGGCCAAGGAGAAGGGCCUGAUAAGCCCCAGUGAUUUUGCCCAGCUGCAAAAAUACAUGGAAUACUCUACCCAAAAGGUCAGUGAUGUCCUAAAGCAAUUUGAGGAUGGCGACAUGGCUGAAUAUCUCCAAGGAGAUGCCAUUGGGUACGAGGGAUUCCAGCAAUUCCUGAAAAUCUACCUGGAAACGGAUAAUGUCCCCGCUCACCUGAGCCUGGCACUGUUUCAGUCCUUCCAGACUGGCCAAAACUUAGAAGAGAGUGUGGAAAAAGAUGUGGUGUGCCUCAGUGACGUCUCCUGCUACUUUUCCCUUCUGGAGGGGGGCCGGCCAGAAGACAAGCUAGAAUUCACCUUCAAGCUGUACGACACGGACAGAAAUGGAAUCCUGGACAGCUCGGAAGUCGAAAAAAUCAUUGUGCAGAUGAUGCGAGUGGCUGAAUACCUGGAUUGGGAUGUGUCUGAGCUGAGGCCGAUUCUUCAGGAGAUGAUGAAAGAAAUUGACUACGAUGGCAGCGGCUCCGUGUCCCUGGCUGAGUGGCUCCGGGCUGGGGCCACCACUGUGCCACUGCUGGUACUGCUGGGCGUGGAGAUGACCCUGAAGGACAACGGGCAGCACAUGUGGAGACCCAGGAGGUUCCCCCGACCAGUCUACUGUAACCUGUGCGAGUCGAGCAUUGGUCUUGGCAAACAAGGACUGAGCUGCAACAUCUGUAAGUACGUCGUUCACGACCAGUGUGCCAUGAAGGCCCUGCCGUGCGAAGUCAGCACCUACGCCAAGUCUCGGAAGGACAUUGGUGUGCAAUCCCAUGUGUGGGUGCGAGGAGGCUGUGAGUCUGGGCGAUGCGACCGCUGUCAGAAGAAGAUCCGGAUCUACCAUAGUCUGGCCGGGCUGCAUUGUGUGUGGUGCCACCUAGAGAUCCACGACGACUGCCUCUCAGCCGUGGGCCCCGAGUGUGACUGCGGGCUGCUGCGGGAUCACAUCCUGCCUCCGUCUUCCAUCUUUCCCAGCGUACUGGCCUCUGGACAGGAGCGUAAAAGUAACAAAGCAGGCCACAAGAUGGUGGAUGAUUUAGGUUUGAGCACCUUUGAGGCUAUGCGGAUUGAUCCUGUUUCUAAUACCCACCCGCUUCUGGUGUUUGUCAACCCUAAGAGUGGUGGGAAGCAGGGACAGAGGGUGCUUUGGAAAUUCCAGUAUCUACUAAACCCCCGGCAGGUAUUCAACCUUGUUAAGGACGGUCCUGAACUAGGGCUCAAAUUCUUCAGAGAGAUUCCUGCUUACCGGAUUUUGGUGUGUGGUGGAGAUGGCACAGUAGGCUGGAUUCUAGAAACUAUUGACAAAGCCAAUUUGCCUUUUUUGCCUCCUGUGGCUGUGUUGCCCCUGGGCACGGGAAACGAUCUGGCUCGUUGCCUAAGAUGGGGAGGAGGAUAUGAUGGUCAGAAUUUGGGGAAGAUCCUCAAGGAUUUAGAGAUGAGUAAGGUGGUACAUAUGGAUCGAUGGUCUGUGGAGGUGAUACCGCAAAAUACUGAAGAAAAGAGUGACCCUGUCCCCUUCCAUAUCAUCAAUAACUACUUCUCCAUUGGUGUGGAUGCCUCUAUUGCUCACCGAUUCCACAUCAUGCGAGAGAAAUAUCCUGAGAAGUUCAACAGCAGAAUGAAGAACAAGCUCUGGUACUUUGAGUUUGCCACAUCGGAAUCCAUCUUCUCGACGUGCAAAAAGCUGGAGGAGGCUUUGACAGUUGAGAUCUGCGGGAAACCGCUGGAUUUAAGCAGCUUGUCCCUAGAAGGCAUCGCAGUGCUCAACAUCCCUAGCAUGCACGGUGGCUCCAACCUCUGGGGUGACACCAAGAAACCCCAAGGGGACAUACAUGGGAUCAACCAGGCCUUGGGCGCUACCGCUAAAGUCAUCACCGACCCUGACAUCCUGAAAACCUGUGUACCAGACCUAGGCGACAAACGACUGGAAGUGGUGGGGCUGGAAGGUGCACUUGAGAUGGGCCAGAUCUAUACCAAGCUCAAGAGUGCAGGACAUCGGUUGGCCAAGUGCUCUGAGAUCACUUUCCACACCACAAAGACCCUUCCCAUGCAAAUUGAUGGCGAACCCUGGAUGCAGUCGCCCUGUACGAUCAAGAUCACCCACAGGAACCAGAUGCCCAUGCUCAUGGGCCCAUCCCAGCCUCGCUCCUCCAAUUUCUUUGGCUUCUUAUGCUGAGGGAACACCCUCAGCCUCCGAGCCAGCCUCGAACCCACCUCUUCAUCCGUGGACUCUACUCCCUAGGCUCUGUACAUUGCUGCCACACCCUCCUGCCAGCUCAGGGGAGUAUUCCUUCACCCUCGCAGUAUUUAUUACCGCCUCCACUAUUCCCCAUGUACAUGUGCGCUUGCUGCACACACACACACACACACACACACACACACACACCACCAACACAUACAUUGAAAGUGCCUCAUCUAAAUAAAAUAACUUUUUCCUCCACUGGGAUAUCUGUUAAGUAAGUAGUUCACCUCCU
Talpa occidentalis (Iberian mole) is the source of this 2675-nucleotide messenger RNA. RefSeq names its product diacylglycerol kinase alpha (gene DGKA). Bases 47 to 2377 code for a protein of 776 amino acids. Lineage: Eukaryota; Metazoa; Chordata; Mammalia; Eulipotyphla; Talpidae. Gene Ontology annotation, molecular function: calcium ion binding; ATP-dependent diacylglycerol kinase activity. The transcript has 24 exons. Gene Ontology annotation, biological process: lipid phosphorylation; intracellular signal transduction; diacylglycerol metabolic process. Gene Ontology annotation, cellular component: plasma membrane. The record is from RefSeq and is a predicted model, not a curated record.